GAAAUAAAACAUGGGCUCGUAUGGGGUCGAGAAACUCUUGGCAGGCUAAACUGUUUCGGGUAGCUGUAAGCUGGGACCCGGACGAGACGUUUGGAUUUUGGAAACAUCAAACUUGAAUGAGAAUGAAACUCAUUGAAAUCGCACAUCUGGACGGGUCUAGUGUGUGCUUCUGUGGGUAUGUUAAAACAGGCAAGGCGACCUAGACACAAGGGAAAAUCAAUGUUUAGGGAGCAAUGAUCGCUACACAAGCAGGCGAUGAGUGCAGGCUUCACGUAUUUAUCAUUCACGUGAACUGCGGAUAAACAACGGGCCGAGAUAGGCGAUAGCAAUUGGCUUUCCGGCUGCCUCGAGUACAAGCACUUUGGAAUACUCCAACUUUACUCCUUGACUUCCUACGGACGGUAACCGAUCUAUUCAAGCUCAUCCUCCAGCCUCUCAUAUCAUCUUUGACUUGCUUGCUUUCCAGAAGGCCUUUCAGGGAAAAAAAGACCACAAAGGCAGAUCUAUCCAACAGCAACGAGUCCAGCCCGUUCCAGAGCUCCAGCGAACCCCGCGAACGCACGAAACCCUUCACUUUUCACGCGUCGCACAGCCUGGGUUGAUCCCGCAGAGCACCUCGCAGACCUACAGCGAAGGGCAAAGGUGAAGAGAUGAUAUCCGGGAGAGGCAGAGGGAAGAUAAGGCCGCCUAGGAGGAAUCCCCUUGGCGGUCAUGGCGACAACGACUUUGAGUCCCAGUGGGACAUCUUGAGCUCGGCGCUCCGCGAAAUCCACACGAAGAACGCCUCGCAGUUAUCAUUCGAACAGAUCUACCGGGCCUCCUACAAGAUCGUGUUAAAGAAGCAAGGUGACAAGCUUUACGACCGAGUUAAGGAGUUCGAAGAGCAAUGGUUUGGUGGGGAAGUCAUGCCCAAAAUCCAGAAGCUCAUUACACCCAGCUUGGUUAACAUCACACGGGGUGGAGUGUCCGGGGUCACAGCAAACGAGCGUCGAAUGACGGGGGAGGAAUUUUUAAGAGGACUGAAAGCUGCCUGGGAAGAUCACAUCACCACCAUGAACAUGACCACUGAUGUUCUAAUGUAUAUGGACCGGGUGUAUUGCACGGACAAUCGGAAGCCCUCCAUCUUUACCACAUCCAUGGGACUGUUCCGCGAGCACGUUCUUCGGUCACAGGUUUCGGAGGCUGGAUUGAUCAUCUUCGAUAUCCUCAAUUCAGUCCUCAUCGACCAGAUUGGCAUGGAAAGAGAUGGCGAUGUGAUCGACAAGACCUUGAUACGCUCAUGUGUGUACAUGCUUGAAGGACUCUACGAGUCGGAUGAGGAGAAUGAGACUGAGAAACUAUACACCACCGUUUUCGAGGUCGCUUUCCUCGCGAACGCCACAGAGCACUACAAGAAUGAGUGCUCCACUCUUCUUCGAGAAUCCGACGCAAGCACUUGGCUUCGACAGACCCGGAAGAGAUUGGCGGAGGAGGAUGUCCGGUGUCAGACUACGAUUUCGUUGCUCACUAGUGCUAAAAUUGCUAAAGUCGUCGAGAAGGAGAUGAUAAGUGCCCACUUGACAGACUUUCUUGCUAUGGAGGGCAGUGGAAUCAAAGCUAUGAUCGAGAAUGACAGAUAUGAAGACUUGACGCUUUUGUAUCAACUCAUCUCGCGUGUGGAUCCAUCAAAAGGCCCACUCAAGAUUGCUCUGCAGGCACGAGUAGUUGAGUUGGGAUCAGAAAUCAACAAGACCAUUACCGACGCCGAAUCUGCGCCAGCUUCUACUGCUCAGCCUGAAGAAGGCGAACCUGAAGGAGGUGACAAAUCAAAAACACCAAAGCAAAGUGCUGCAGCAAAGCAGACUGCCGCUGCCAUCAGAUGGGUGGACGAGGUAUUGACUCUCAAGGACAAGUUCGACACAAUGUGGAAGCACUGCCUGUCAGAAGAUCUCAUCCUUCAGACCGCACUUACCAAGAGCUUCUCCGAUUUCAUCAACCUCUUCCCUAGAUGUUCCGAGUAUGUUUCGCUAUUCAUUGACGACAACUUGAAGCGCGGGAUCAAGGGAAAGACCGAAACCGAGAUCGAGGUUGUCCUCGACAAGGCUACAACACUGCUCAGGUACAUCCAGGAUAAGGAUAUGUUCGAGCGAUACUACAAAAAGCAUCUUGCGAGACGAUUGCUGCAUGGCAAGUCUGAGAGUGCCGAUGUUGAGAAGCAGAUGAUUUCUCGUAUGAAGCUUGAAAUCGGCAACGCCUUUACUACUAAGCUGGAGGGAAUGUUUAAGGAUAUGACCAUGUCCGAUGAUCUUACAGCUGGAUAUCGCAGCCAUAUACAGGGACUGGGUGACCUGGAUCGCAAACAAGUCGACCUUGGCAUUAAUGUUCUCACUACAAACUAUUGGCCUAUGGAGUCGAUGGGAGGAGCAAGUUCUAGGGGUGAGGACGGCACACCUAUAUGCUGCUUCUGGCCGAGUGAGAUUACGAACCUUCAGGAAUCAUUCAAGAAGUUCUACCUCAAGGAACGGAAUGGUAGAAAGUUAACCUGGCUGGGUUUCCUCGGCAGCGCCGAUAUCAAAUGCGUGUUCCCCAAGAUUCCGGGCAAGGAGGGAGCUCUUGGUCGUGAGCGACGACACGAACUGAAUGUUCCUACAUACGGCAUGAUUAUCUUGCUGCUCUUCAACGACUUAGCUGACGGAGAAUCGUUAACUUUCGAGGCAAUCCAACAGUCGACCAACAUUCCGGUUGGGGAUCUCUCACGAAUGUUAUACACCCUAUCCGUACUGCCAAAAGCCAGAGUUCUAACCAAGGACCCCGCGAACAAGGAGUUACCGAAGCCUGGAGACAAGUUCAGCUUCAAUGCCAGUUUCACAAGCAAGGCAGUGAAGAUCAAGGCGCCUGUCAUGGUCGGCGCAGUCAAUAAGGUCGAAGGUGAUGAUGAGCGAAAGGAUACAGAAGAGCGCAAUGACGAGCACCGAGGAUACGUGAUCGACACUGUCAUUGUCCGUAUCAUGAAGGCUCGCAAAACAUCAACUCAUCAAAUGCUCUUCAGCGAAGUCAUCGCUCAGCUCGCCCAACGCUUCAAUCCAAACAUCAACAUGAUGAAGAAACGUGUGGAGAGUUUGAUCGAGCGCGAAUACCUAGAGCGUGUUGAGGAUGCGGCCGUACCGACAUACAACUACCUCGCAUGAUUGACUCGAUGUGUUCAUUCUCAUUGCCUUUGAGAAUAUAAUCUCCUGUCCAGGCGAAUAUUUUCGUG
Molecule: messenger RNA, 3235 nt
Organism: Cadophora gregata
Lineage: Eukaryota; Fungi; Ascomycota; Leotiomycetes; Helotiales; Ploettnerulaceae
Gene: CUL3
Product: Cullin-3
Exons: 5
Coding region: 651-3167 (838 amino acids)
Biological process (GO): ubiquitin-dependent protein catabolic process; protein ubiquitination
Cellular component (GO): Cul3-RING ubiquitin ligase complex
Molecular function (GO): ubiquitin protein ligase binding
Source: RefSeq, a predicted model, not a curated record